Messenger RNA from Pezoporus occidentalis (night parrot), 475 nucleotides. Its product is annotated as lysine-specific demethylase 6B-like. Gene Ontology annotation, molecular function: chromatin DNA binding; RNA polymerase II cis-regulatory region sequence-specific DNA binding; histone H3K27me2/H3K27me3 demethylase activity. Gene Ontology annotation, biological process: heart development; regulation of gene expression. The transcript is spliced from 3 exons. The annotation marks the transcript as partial. The record is from RefSeq and is a predicted model, not a curated record. Gene Ontology annotation, cellular component: MLL3/4 complex. Lineage: Eukaryota; Metazoa; Chordata; Aves; Psittaciformes; Psittacidae.
GCUGGAUCCCUGCCCCAUCGGUGCCGUGUCCCGCAGGCAGGCGCGCCUCAAGGGCCCCUUCCGUGAGUCCUACCUGUCCCCGGCGCAGUCGGUGAAGCCCCAGAUCGAUUCCCAGGAGAAGCUGCCCCGGGACAAGCUCAACCCCCCCACCCCCAGCAUCUACCUGGAGAGCAAACGCGACGCCUUCUCCCCUGUCCUGCUGCAGUUCUGCACCGACCCCAAGAACCCCAUCACCGUCAUCAGGGGCCUGGCGGGGUCCCUGCGCCUCAACCUGGGGCUGUUCAGCACCAAGACCCUGGUGCAGGCCAGCGGGGAGCACGCCGUGGAGGUGCGCACCCAGGUCCAGCAGCCCUCGGACCAGAACUGGGACCUCUCGGGCACCCGGCAGGUGUGGCCCUGCGCCAGCAGCCGCUCACACACCACCAUCGCCAAGUACGCCCAGUACCAGGCCUCCUCCUUCCAGGAGGCUCUGCAG